This is a messenger RNA of Micropterus salmoides (largemouth bass), 4793 nucleotides long. It is a transcript of the gene rag1, whose product is annotated as recombination activating 1. Gene Ontology annotation, biological process: V(D)J recombination; pre-B cell allelic exclusion; adaptive immune response. Gene Ontology annotation, cellular component: DNA recombinase complex; nucleus; endodeoxyribonuclease complex. The record is from RefSeq and is a predicted model, not a curated record. NCBI's taxonomy places the organism in Eukaryota, Metazoa, Chordata, Actinopteri, Centrarchiformes, Centrarchidae. The coding region runs from base 1 to 3216 and encodes 1071 amino acids. The transcript is spliced from 3 exons. Gene Ontology annotation, molecular function: ubiquitin protein ligase activity; sequence-specific DNA binding; metal ion binding.
AUGGCGGAGGAGAGCCUGGAGACAGAUGGCCCCAGAUCCUCCAUGCCGGCUGAGCUCCACCAUCCCCACUCUAAGUACUCUCAGUGGAAGUUUAAACUGUUUAGGGUGAAGUCCAUGGAGAAGGCCCCCCUGCCCAGUGAGACACAGCCUGAAAAAGGAGCCCUGUUAGGGAUCUCAGUUACUGAAGCUCCAAAUAUAGAGUUAGAUAAUGGUGUGGCUCCAGGGAGCGUUAUGAAAUUGUGCUUAGGAGGAAAAAGCAAGGAAAAUGUGGAGGGCCCGGGCCGGAGGGUAGAUAUGAAGCUUCAGGAAAUGGACACUCACAUGAACCACCUCAGGUGCUUGUGCCGUCUCUGUGGAAUGGUCCUGAGAAAAGUCAAAGGGCCAGUGCACAAUGUUCAUGAGGAUCUGGAUGAGUCAAGCAAAGGUGCCCUGCGUAAAAUGGGCUGCAAGGUUACAAGCUGGCCAGAGGUCAUCCUCAAAGUCUUCAAAGUGGACGUGACAGAGGACACAGAAUCUGUCCACCCUCUUUCUUUCUGCCAUCGCUGCUGGAUGGCUGCCAUACGAGGAGGGGGCGUCUGCAGCUUCUCCAGAACAAGAGUCCCUGAGUGGAAACCCCACUCUUCCCUCUGCCACCUUUGCUACCCCAGGAAAACUUCAUUCCAGCGGACUGGGAGGAAGAGGCGGAAAGCCAUCCCCAGAGCCCAGAGCUUGGCAAAAAGGACCCGGUGGGACCAUGGCGGCAGCAUUGCUGUUGGUGAGAGAAGGGCUCUCAGACCAUUUGGAGACCGUCAUCAUACUCCAGUGCUCAGGGGCUGGAGGAAACCCAUCACCCAGAGAGAGCAAUGGGUGAGGAAUAUCACCCACUGCCAGAAAGACCACCUGAGUACCAAGCUGAUCUCUGAGAAGCUCCCUGUAGACUUCCUCUUUUCUUUCACCUGCCUGGUGUGUGACCACCUGCUCUCUGAUCCAGUUCAGUCCGCCUGUGGGCACCUCUUCUGCCGCAGCUGUAUUAUAAAAUAUACCCACGUUCUGGGACCUCACUGUCCGGCCUGCAACUUGCCCUGUGCCCCUGAUGAUCUCACCCUACCAGCCAAAGCCUUCUUAUCAGCCCUACUUUCGCUGCCCCUGCUCUGCCCCAGAAGUGGAUGUGGCAAGCAGGUAACGCUAGACUCAUUUAAAGCUCAUUGUCUGGGCCAUGAGUUGGAUGAAAAGGAUGCAAAUGAGCACUCAUCAGAACUUGACAUUUACCUGCUAACCAAUAAAGGUGGAAGACCCCGUCAGCACUUGCUAUCGCUAACCCGUCGUGCCCAGAAGCAUCGGCUGAGGGAUCUGAAGAACCAGGUGAAGGUGUUUGCAGACAAAGAGGAAGGUGGCGACCUGAAGUCUGUGUGUCUGACGCUGUUUCUGCUUGCACUGAGAUCUGGGAAUGAACACCGGCAGGCUGAUGAACUAGAGGCCUUGAUGCAAGGCAGAGGCUUUGGGUUGCAUCCUGCUGUGUGCUUGGCCAUCCGGGUCAACACUUUCCUGAGCUGCAGUCAGUAUCACAAGAUGUACCGGACUGUCAAAGCCACCAGUGGCCGCCAGAUCUUUCAGCCCCUGCACACCCUGCGAGCUGCAGAGAAGGAGCUUCUCCCAGGCUUUCACCAGUUUGAAUGGCAGCCAGCUCUUAAGAAUGUGUCUACAUCGUGCAAUGUUGGCAUUAUUAAUGGGCUCUCAGGAUGGGCUUCCUCGGUGGAUGAUGCUCCAGCUGACACUAUCACUCGGCGGUUUCGCUAUGAUGUGGCACUGGUGUCAGCAUUAAAGGAUCUGGAGGAGGACAUCAUGGAGGGGCUGAGAGAGAGUGGGAUGGAAGACAGUGCUUGCACUUCAGGCUUCAAUGUCAUGAUCAAGGAAUCUUGUGAUGGCAUGGGUGAUGUCAGCGAGAAGCACGGUGGAGGACCAGUUGUUCCUGAGAAGGCGGUACGUUACUCUUUCACUAUUAUGUGUGUCUCUGUCCUGGCAGACGAUGAGAAAGAAGAGGUUACCAUCUUCACCGAGCCAAAGCCAAACUCAGAACUGUCCUGUAAGCCCCUUUGUCUGACAUUUGUGGAUGAGUCCGACCAUGAGACACUUACAGCUGUCCUGAGCCCUAUAGUUGCAGAACGUAAGGCAAUGAAAGAGAGCAGGCUCAUCCUGUCCAUGGGCGGACUACCACGCUCCUUCCGCUUCCACUUCAGAGCCACUGGAUACGAUGAGAAGAUGGUGCGUGAGAUGGAGGGCCUCGAGGCCUCAGGGUCCACCUAUAUCUGCACUCUUUGUGACUCCAGUCGGGCAGAGGCCUCUCAAAACAUGGUGCUACACUCUGUCACUCGCAGUCAUGAAGAGAACCUUGAACGCUAUGAAAUAUGGAGAACCAACCCCUUUUCUGAGUCUGCAGAUGAGCUGCGAGACAGAGUCAAAGGUGUCUCUGCCAAGCCCUUCAUGGAGACCCAGCCCACACUGGAUGCAUUACACUGUGACAUUGGAAAUGCCACUGAGUUUUACAAAAUCUUCCAGGACGAGAUCGGUGAGGUAUACAAAAAGGUCAACCCCAGCCGGGAGGAACGGCGGAGCUGGAGGGCAGCCCUAGAUAAACAGCUGAGGAAGAAGAUGAAGCUGAAACCGGUGAUGAGGAUGAAUGGGAACUAUGCUCGCAGGCUAAUGACCCAGGAGGCUGUGGAGGUGGUGUGUGAGCUGGUGCCCUCAGAGGAGAGGAGGGAGGCCCUGAGGGAGCUUAUGAGGCUCUACCUCCAGAUGAAGCCUGUGUGGCGUGCCACCUGCCCAGCCAAAGAGUGCCCUGACCAGCUGUGCCGCUACAGCUUUAACUCCCAGAGCUUUGCCGACCUCCUCUCCUCUACCUUCAAAUACAGGUACAAUGGAAAGAUAACCAAUUACUUGCACAAGACCCUGGCCCAUGUGCCUGAAAUCAUAGAGAGAGAUGGAUCCAUAGGAGCCUGGGCUAGCGAGGGGAAUGAGUCAGCAAACAAACUGUUCAGGCGUUUCCGCAAGAUGAAUGCACGCCAGUCAAAGGCCUUUGAACUAGAGGAUGUGUUGAAACAUCACUGGCUGUAUACCUCCAAGUACUUGCAGAAGUUUAUGGAAGCUCACAAAGACUCUGCCAAAGCUCUGCAAGCUACCAUCGACCCGAUAGAGAACCAGGAUGAUGAAGACAUGUCUUUGGAAAUCAAUGAUUUUUGAUUUUUCUUUUACUGUGAACCUUAAGUAUUACCAUUUUAUUGAUUUCAAGAUAGUUCUAUAAUGUUUAAUUGUCUCUAUCGGUAAUAUGAUUUACUUAAUUUACUUUCUAUAAACAUUGACCGAUAUUUAGAAUAACAGAAAUGGAAACAGAUAAAAAAAAUUUCUACAACUUUUCCUAUUUUGGUGUGAUUAAAGUAUCUUUGUUUCACAAAAUACCUUUUCAUUCGCACACAUGCUAAUUUCCAAAAUGUAAUGGAAAAUGUGUUCUAAAUGUGUUUUACUUGUUUUGAGUACUUGCCUUGCUUUGUUAGCUGUGUAGCUAAUAAUACAAAGAUGGGACAGCGGAGGAACAUAGAAGUAACACACAGGUUUCUUUUCUCUUGCUCUAAGCUGGAAAGUUCUUUCUUUUAUCUCCACCGUCUGUGAAAAAUUGCGCAGUUUAUUGUAUUGCAAGGAUAUGACACAUUUAUGAAUUUAUACAGAGAGGAUAUUUAUGGAAACGGAUUAAAGUGCUGUAAGUCAUGGAGGGAAAUUGUGUUAAAAAGACCACAUUUGUGGCCACUGUAUUAAUAUAUCAUUUGAGCUGGAGCAAAAUGCAAUCACAGAGACCCAAAUGUUCUUUGUUUCAUGAGUGCCCUCUGAAAAAGAUUACUUUAGUGCUUUAUCUUGGGAUCCCUUAGGGGCAGAAUAGAUGCUAGGUCACUUUGAACCAAUUUUUAUCUCUUUUAGUUUUUGCACAGUGGAGGAUAGAUGAUACUUAUUCGAAUUCUUCACAUAAAGUAAAGCAUAUACUGACCUUUUUGUUGAUAUCAUAAAAAUCCAGUAUGGUCCAUUACGGAGCUUAAUACCCCAUGGACUCUCCAACAGGCAGAGAUUUUUCUUAAGUGCUGUAUAUAACCUGGCUCUUUUUCUCUGCUGAUAUUUCUUCAUUCACACGGUUGACAGAGGAGAGGGAUGGGCAGGAGCUAGAAAGACCUGAUUUGUUGGCAACUUUAUUUGUUAGAUUGAUUGAUAUAUAUUUUCUUUCUCUGCCUGUCACAAUUUUGAAUUGUGACAGGCAAUUUGGUUUUCUUAUUUGAUUGAGUGUUUGAUUUUAUUUUACUGUCACAAGUUUAACCAUGUGACAGCUGUGGAAUAUUCACAUUUCAUUCAAUUUGUCACAGCUCUACAAUAACAUCAUGUUUUAGAGUGCAUUAUAUUGCAACUUGUCUCAUAUUAGUUUUUUUUUGCCAUAAUGAAUUGCAUUUCCAAAGUAGUGGAUGAUGUAUUUCCUCAUUUUGUGUUUCCAUAUUACACUAAAUAUCAUGUAAACUGUUUACUGCGGUUGCAGAAGACUUCAAGUAGUGAUUCAUAUUGCAUAGUAGUACAGUACUAAUACAGUAUUGCACUUCCACUACUCAUUUACAUUAUUUAUUUGUUCUUAAAUGCUGUACAGUAUUCAGAUAUCUGCUGUAUAUUUCACUGAAGCAGACAACUUAACAUUCUUUUGAUGUGUUAUCUUCAUAGAAGAGGAAGUGUGUACAUUUUUUGUCCUUGUUUCCUUCAAAGAAUAAAUAAAGUCAAAAUCUUGAUCUUGA